AUGGACACAUAUGUUCCUCGCGAGCUGCCUGUCUUUAAUUGGGGCGAUUUCCAACAGAGUCCCCCGUCGUUACCGGACUCCAUGACCUCGGAUAUCACCUCAUUGCUCUCGGUCCGCUCCUAUCUCCCGCCUGAAGCAUAUACCUCACAAAAUGCUCCAAGUAGUACCCCGUCACCCAGUCCUGGCAUCCUCGCCCUUGAGCUCGCAUCUUCCUGGAACCAGACAAACAUAAGCCAAACGCCCCUCUCCAAGCCGAUGCCACAGCGACCACAGAAACGCCAGCGAUGUGGAUCCAAGAAGACCUCAUCAGCGAAGGGGCCUGGGGCGCCCCGAGAAGUUGGUGAGAGCAAUGAGAAUCCUGCCGAGCGCCGUCGCAUGCGAAGUCGCGUAGCACAACGUGCAUAUCGCGAACGACAGCAAGCUACACUCAAUGGCCUCAAGAACCGCGUAUCCCUUUUGGAGACCUCCAUUGAGAAAAUGAGCUCUGCGAUGCUGGUAUUUAGUGAGGAGCUGGUCCAAAGUGGGAUUCUAAGGUCACACUCUGCUUUGACAGGGAAGUUACGGGACACGAUGAAAGUCUUUUUCACCAUGGCAGCCGGAUUAAGUCUCGACGACGACGACGAGCUAAGGGUCCUGGUUGACUCGAAUGACACAACCAACUCAUCACCACGACCCCGUCAACAGCCCCCAAUCAACCGCCUGUCACUCAAUCUUCCCUCCCACUAUCGCCUGGAUGGUACUGACUUAUACCAACCCAACAGUGCUGUCCUGCCACAUCCUGUCAAUUCACCAGAAGUGUCAAUUAUAGACGUAUCCGCAUUUAUUCAAAGGCUGCUGCUGGAAGCUCUCUACCAAGGACAUCUCGCUCUAGGCGAUCCGUCUAUCAGUUUGAGUCAACUCCAACGGCCCUUCGGGCUUAUCUUUAGUAUGAUGAACCGCGAACGUUUGACAUCUUACUUGAAAGCAGAAUUGUAUUCUCAAAUACACCAAAAGCCACUUACUGGAUGGGACGAAGUCCCCUUUUUCAGGCUGGGGGGUGCGGGAACCCAUUAUCCCCACUGGAGCAGCACCGGCCGCCGUUCCACGUUUGUAGCUCCUCGCCAGAGUGGGGGCACCGUGGAGGAUCCCUUGACACUGGUAACGGCAGAAUUGCGAACGCAGCUACAAGGAGAUUGGUUUGACCUGCGAGAUCUGGAGUGGUUUCUUCGAGAUAAGAAUGUGCUCCUCAUUGCGUCGCCUGGUGAGCCAACGAUAUCCUCAAAAGUGCAGACCAGGAUCAAUGUCUCACGCUUCAUGUCAGCGUUGAUCAGCAGAGGAGUUUGCCUGGGUCGGACACCUGGAUUUCAACGCAAUGAUGUGGAGGAGGCCCUGCAGCUUUCGAAAGUUGCUUAG
Messenger RNA from Aspergillus calidoustus, 1392 nucleotides. Lineage: Eukaryota; Fungi; Ascomycota; Eurotiomycetes; Eurotiales; Aspergillaceae. The record is from the annotation of a GenBank genome assembly.